AGGAUUCACUCCACAUCUAAAUCUAGUCUGUGCACAAACAGCCCCAAUAGCAAAUUCAUAUAUGCUUUCCAUUACGUUUAUGUAUUGGUGGGAUCAGUGUGUUUAAACCUAUCUCGUUAAAGUGGCUGUUGCACUCCACUUCUGUGUUGGCCACCUGUGUUAGUGUCGUGUUUUAGGUAGAUGGAGUAAAACGUUCAUGAACGCUUUUUCAAAAACUGCCGGAUGUGUGGCAACAAAGACGCCUGCCUUUGAACAUCAGUGGCAGUUUCUGUUGACACCAGAAGUGCCUCUACGAGCUGCCACCGUUCGAGCUGGCCCUUUCUGCACUAUUGCCGUCCAGGAAAGAUCUUCGCUGACAACAUGGACAUCCAGGGUCAACAAAAUGUUAGCAGCUGUGUAGAAAACAUCGUAGAGAUGGUUGACAUGGACGAAGAAAACGUCGCUACUUCCAGUUCCUCUGCGACAGAUUCUGCUUUCGACGCUGUUAUCGGCUGCAUAGAGACCAUCAUCAUGGAGGAGGAGUUUCAGCAGCUUCAGCAGAGUUUCAUGGAGAAAUACUACCUGGAAUUUGACAACUCUGAUGAGAACAAACUCAGCUACACACCCAUCUUCAAAGAAUAUGUCGAUCGACUGGAGAAACACUUGGAGCAGCAGCUGAUGGAGAGAAUCCCCGACUUCAACAUGAACUCUUUCAUAGAGCUGCUCAUGCAGCACAAAGAAGAGGUGGCAGGUGACAUCUUUGAAAUGCUGCUGACGUUCACAGAUUUCAUGGCCUUUAAGGAGAUGUUUCUGGAAUACAGAGCUGAGAAGGAGGGCCGAGGUCUGGACCUGAGUCAGGGGCUGGUGGUCACACCUCUGAUGCCUUCAGGCUCCAGACGCAGCAGCUCCACUGAAUCACAGGGACACUCGCACGAGUCAAACCCUUUUUGAAUCUGAUCCCUUUGUCUAAUUAGUUUUUCAAUGUAGUAGAACCAAUGUUUUAUGAAGGUUUUAUUUAGUCACUCUAACCCUAACCCUAUUGAACUGAGUUUUCUGCCUGUGAAAGUGAUAUGUAAUGUGUAUAGUGAUUGUGUGUGUGUCUGUAGGUGUGUGUGUGUGUGUGUGUGUGUCUGUAGGUGUGUGUGCACGUCUGCAAUCAGAAAUAAGUUUGUCCUAGUUUCCAGUACAAUGUCCAAGUGUUUUCUACUUGUCUUAACAUGAACUGUGAGAACUGUAUAUUUAUGCCACUGCU
This is a messenger RNA of Hippoglossus stenolepis (Pacific halibut), 1231 nucleotides long. RefSeq names its product ADP-ribosylation factor-like protein 2-binding protein. Gene Ontology annotation, biological process: positive regulation of tyrosine phosphorylation of STAT protein; maintenance of protein location in nucleus. The coding region runs from base 361 to 930 and encodes 189 amino acids. The transcript has 7 exons. The record is from RefSeq and is a predicted model, not a curated record. Lineage: Eukaryota; Metazoa; Chordata; Actinopteri; Pleuronectiformes; Pleuronectidae. Gene Ontology annotation, cellular component: mitochondrial intermembrane space.